UUGCAAGUUUGCAUCUCGCAGGAGUUUCCCGCUGGAGGUAUCCUCUUUUUGGUGUCCCGUCGUCAUCCAUUACUGGACCCUUGAUACGAAUAACCCGGAUUUUCAACUGCUGCCAAUUUUACUACGGAUGAUACCUGGAACCGGAGCUGGACCUUUGACGCAUACCUUUUGAGGAUUUUAUUUUUUUAACGACCUUGCAUUAUGGAUGGGCCCCCGCCCCCUGGAUGAGGAUCCUGUCGACUACCUUUAUUUACCACGGAUGAGAUAUGCUGCAUACGUUUUACAUUGGGUCAAGGCGCUGGGCGGGAAAAGAAGGGUGCGCCGACCGGUGCACCCGCGGUGGUUUUCGUUGUCAUCAGAUAAGACCUUGCUGUCCGGAUCCGCCAUCGGGGAGAGUUUGUUUUCGUAUCCUGGAUCUGGUGCUUUCUUCCUCCCCAUGUUUGGCAAACGGGAUUCGACGGUUCCGUCGUCGACAUGUCUCAUAAUAUAUUGGCACGGCCGGCACCCGGACAGCAAGCUAGGCGCGAACACAUCUUCCACUACCCAUGGCACUUGUUCUGGUCUGCUUUCGUGUUCCCUCUUGCGGACUCCCGGGCUUCCCUGCCGUCGUUAGGAUUCAGACUCCCAACUCCCGAGGAUUGAAAUGUCCCUUCCGGGUACGACGUUAACUUGGGGUUCCCAUCCAACCUUUGGAUUGCCGUUGCUUCAUGCAAACCACUGCUUUGGAAAUAAAAUCAUUGUCAACGAAAGGGUGCAGCACGGCUUGCCCC
Ilyonectria robusta is the source of this 770-nucleotide messenger RNA. RefSeq lists its product as uncharacterized. NCBI's taxonomy places the organism in Eukaryota, Fungi, Ascomycota, Sordariomycetes, Hypocreales, Nectriaceae. The coding region runs from base 206 to 613 and encodes 135 amino acids. The record is from RefSeq and is a predicted model, not a curated record. The transcript is spliced from 3 exons.